AUGCAGCCAAACAAUCCCCCCAACAAUGUCGUUGGAGAGCUGGAUCCAAACAAAACUCUCCAAGUUGAGCCAGCUCAUCAUCAAAACCAGAGUGGCUGCGGGAAAACAGUUUUCUUUGGCGUCUCUUCGUCAUAUGUCCCAGACUGGGAUACCCGGGCCGCGUUCAGGGAGCUCUAUCAGAAUUGGAGAGAUGCCAUUUUGGCACGUUCCAACUUAGGCCGUCUCGACUUUCAGCCAUUUUAUGAAGAUAGAGGCGAUUGUGUUGCGAUCAUCGUCCCUGAUCUCUCAGAUCGACAUCGACAAGGUCGUGCUUUGGGAUUCAUCAAGUAUAACAAGCACAGCGGUUGCGUGACAAUCUCCAACUCCUGCGCUGAACUAGGUCUCAACGCACUUGAACUCGGUAGCUCAUCGAAGCAACAUAAUUCUAACUCCGCUGGCUGUCAUAGAGAGGGUCUGAAGCUAGCAGCUCUGGUGAUAGUGCGCAGUGGAUUCGAGGUGGAAUUAUCUGCUAGCAGGCGCUACUAG
Molecule: messenger RNA, 525 nt
Organism: Penicillium subrubescens
Lineage: Eukaryota; Fungi; Ascomycota; Eurotiomycetes; Eurotiales; Aspergillaceae
Exons: 2
Coding region: 1-525 (174 amino acids)
Source: RefSeq, a predicted model, not a curated record